AUGGAGUGUAUACACUCUGUGCUAUGACUUCUGGGAUGAGACAGAACUGGAUCCAAGCAGUACUGAAGAAUGUAAGGCCUAGUCUUGCACCUGACAUCGCAAGCUCGCUUCCAGAGGAGUCAACUCAACAGAAAUCCCAGAAACCGGACUCACAGUCAGCGCUGGGUCUUGAGAAACACCCAGACAGCUUUCUGCAAGAGCACAAAACCAGUGACUAUGCAGAGGAAACACUCUCUGCCUCCUCUGUCUCUCCCAUCAGUCCUCCACAGCAAGUGGAAGAGAGUGAAGGUGAUUCCUGUCAUCAAUGUACACUUCUUGUUGACAAACAGAAUGGUGUGACAGAUGCAUUGUUGUGCUCUGAAAGAGCUGGAAGUGACAGGUCUACUUCCACAACAAUGCAGUCAAAUGACUGUUUGGAAGAGCAGGCAGAUGUGCAGAGUGAAACUCAGCCGCAAGUUAAAACUACCACCCAGAGUGAUGAGAUAAACAAGAGCUGUCAGUGUACGAAAGAGAAGGAAAACCUGUCCUGUAAGCAACAAACUGGGCAACUUGUCAAGGAGCUGGAACAAACACAGAAGGAACUCUCUCGACUCCAGCAGUUAAACAGGAAUCUGGAGGAUGAACUACAACAAGUGAGAGAGAGUCAUUUAAGGGAACAGGUUCAUCCACAGGUAAAACACCGAAGACUCAGAGAUAUUAUAAAUAAGUAAAUAUUAUAAAUAUAUAAAUAUUCAUUAUUUUUAGUACCACUAGUCAAUUUGAAGGUGAUGCACUUGUAAUCCCUACUGCAA
Messenger RNA from Scatophagus argus, 791 nucleotides. Its product is annotated as myosin phosphatase Rho-interacting protein-like. The record is from RefSeq and is a predicted model, not a curated record. The transcript has 4 exons. Lineage: Eukaryota; Metazoa; Chordata; Actinopteri; Scatophagidae. The coding region runs from base 24 to 710 and encodes 228 amino acids.